Messenger RNA from Dreissena polymorpha, 2897 nucleotides. RefSeq names its product nucleoporin 88-like. The record is from RefSeq and is a predicted model, not a curated record. Gene Ontology annotation, molecular function: structural constituent of nuclear pore; protein binding. The coding region runs from base 7 to 2181 and encodes 724 amino acids. Gene Ontology annotation, cellular component: nuclear pore. Gene Ontology annotation, biological process: ribosomal small subunit export from nucleus; mRNA export from nucleus; protein import into nucleus. NCBI's taxonomy places the organism in Eukaryota, Metazoa, Mollusca, Bivalvia, Myida, Dreissenidae. The transcript is spliced from 15 exons.
UUCAAAAUGGCCUCUGUUGACAAAUGGCGCACAUGUUUAAACGAGAAAAGUUUUUGCAAGUUUAUCCGUGAAAACAAUGCCAAUGAGUCCAACAGAAAGGCGAAGACUGAAGCCAAAUGUCUCAUUGCAGUUAACGACUAUGAUUUAUUUAUAUGGGAUAACGCGUCAUGCCAUCUUAUAUAUUUUAAGUUGCAGAACAUUGACGAUUGUGCUGAAAAGAGAAACCGAAACCAGAUUUUGCUGUGUACAGACCCACCCAGGUUUGAUGUGGACUGUCUAGUGUGGAACCUGGCGCGGACUCACCUGGCCCUCUGGGGUCAGCUAGGGGUCACAGUGCUAGAGUUGCCACAGAAAUGGGGCAAGUAUGCUGAGUUCCAUGGAGGCAAGGACACUGUGACCUGCAAGUGUGUGAGUGUUGGGGAACACUACUUCUCCAUCCAUGCAGGUGUGAGGCUGUUGCAUGUAGCAUGGCACCCAGGCAGCACUGGAGAUACACAUAUAGUCUUCCUCACUUCAGACAACAUCAUAAAUGUGUAUGACAUCCUCGAUCCUGAGCGCCCCACCCAGACCCUGUACCUUGGGGACGGUGAGCCAUCAAUCAUCCUCUCACAGACCCGCCCCUCCACAAGCUGCGCCCUUGGUGAUAAUGUCGUCUGCUUUGACUUUGGUCCUCCCGUUGAGGUGUUUAAGAAUGCAGGGUCAAUGAAGGGGUCCAAGGGGUCAGCAGGUCUCACUGUGUGGCCCCUGUACUGUGUACGUGGAAAUGGGGACGUGAUUGUUGCUUAUUCAGAUCUGGCAGCAAGGCCUACCAGACUGGCUAUCCAGGGCCCGUUGCUGAUGUUCCCCCCUGCAGAUGACAACUAUGGCACUGAUGCCUGCUCCAUCUUAUGCCUACAGACCACCCCAACUGUGGUUGCUAUGGCAACAUGCGAUGGUAAACUGUACCACUGUGUGCUGCUGCCCAGAGACUUGGAAGAAACAACUUUGCAGUCCCAGAGUUCCCAGGGCGGCCCCAUGGAGGAGGCCUGUCUGUACUGCCCACCUGAGGAGCUGCUGCUGUACGUGAAUGAGACUGUGGAACUGGAGCUCUCUCUCAGCAUGCCCCAGUUUACAGACAACCCCGCACCAGAGGACAUGUUCACCUGCCCUCUCAGGCUUAUCAAGGACACAUCGUCCCCCGACCGCUACCACUGCACACAUGCUGCUGGGGUGCAUACGGUGGCCUUACCCUGGGUAAACCACCUGACAGACUACUGUACGACAGAGGAGGAUGAGGAUGUACCGCCGGCCCAUCAGCAGUCGGUUGUAGAGCAUCUUAUUUGUACCAGACCGCUGCCAAACAGCCCGCCAUCCCCUGUUCUAGGCCUGGCCCAAGUGAAGGACACAAGUAUCGGUACCAUAUUGCUCACUCUCACCAGCGACCUUGAGUUCCAGUGUCUACGACUCAGCAAUGUGCGCUACUCAAGUGGAGAGAAGACUACUCUGUCCUCGGCCACACACAGUCGCACCAUUCCCUCCCCUCUACGCCGGAUCUCCAAGGAGCCAUUUGACGAGGUGAUCAGGCGUCUCUUACAGCGCAAUACCUCCAAUCCUCUCAUCAAGUCUAGGUCAAGUACAGAGCUGAGCCAACAGGAGUGUUACCAGCUGCUGACCAGAGCUACCCAGGUGUUCAGUGAAGAGUACAUACAGAAACAAGAGCUGGCACGGCACGAGAUCAACAGAAGGGCUGCCAUACUGCGUGAGCACAAGGAUCAGCAGCUGGGAGACCUGUCUGUUCUGCUGCAGUCUCGAGACUCACUCUCAGAGAAUGCUGAGCGCUUGGCGGGACUCUGUGAGGAGUGCAAGGAAACCCAAGAAGAUCUCAUGAAGAGGUUGGAGGGCGUGAUGCGAAAACUGCAGUCCAGAAUUCCUUUCCUAUCAGAGUCCGAACGUAACAUGAAGCGAGAACUGGAGAACAUUGAGGAACGACUGGAAACAUACCAGCGCAGUCUGGAACAGCUUAAGGUGAAGAGGAUGUACCAGCAGAGGCAAAUUCAGAACGGCUCCCAGUCCAACCGGCCCAGCCCUAUCAUCAAGAAGACCCAGGCAGCGCAGCUAAGAGAGGUCCUUAAACAGGAGGGUGAUGAAGUCGCUGAAUUAAUGAAGAAACUCAACCAGCUGCGAGUGGAUGCGAGUGUUUGAUGCUGGGUGCCAUGCUAGGUGGGAUCCAUGUACUCAGUCAAGAUGCCUUUGACAAGAUGCACAAGUGCUGAUCAUCACAAGGCCCUGGUUCCUUAGCUGUGUAUGGCAAACUGACUGAAAUCACGGUGUCAUUUAAGUGGAGAAUGAUUUAAAGCAAAGGACCAAGGAUUCAACUUCAUAUAAGCUCUAAUCAAAUGUUGUUGUUUUUUGUUUUGACUUGUGGCUGAUAAACAUUUAUAAGCUUUGAAAAACCAAGUCCAUGAAACAUUUACAAGCUUUUAACUUCCAAGUCCAUGUUGUUUUUUACACAUUCUUAUAGACACUAUAAUAGUGCUAUUGUAUUGAUGUCUACAUCAAACUAAAAAUGCUUCAGUGGUUUGAUCAUUUGAAUACUGAAUUAUGUCACCUUUGGAACUAAAAGAUGUUUAUACUGCAGAAACUGUCUUUAAAAAUGUAUUUUACAUGGCACAGAAAGCAAUCUUGUUAUGUAAUGAUAUUAUGUAGGGGGGGGGGGGAUUUCAUAUUUAUAAUAAUAAACAAAAUAUCAGUAAAGGUUAUGCAAAUGUUUCUAUGAUUAUAAACUAUCAUAUUUCCUUGAUUGUGUUUCAAAUGUCUUUGAAUGCGUACAUAUGGUUAUUCUGAUUGUCAAAAACAUCUUUGUUAUAAAUUUAAUUAAUAUUGUGGGUUAUGUGAAUGGAAGAAAAAAAAUACCAAAA